This is a messenger RNA of Danaus chrysippus (African queen), 2508 nucleotides long. NCBI's taxonomy places the organism in Eukaryota, Metazoa, Arthropoda, Insecta, Lepidoptera, Nymphalidae. The record is from the annotation of a GenBank genome assembly.
AUGGAUGUGGAAAGGACAAUAGGUAUUUCUCCAAACUCAGAGUGUUUAAAGGGAACUGUAUCGUGCCAAUGUGAAUUAGGUCGAGAGAAAUUGCUAACCGCUCCGCCUUACAAACGUAACUCAUCUCCGAUUGAAGAUGAUAUAAAAUCACGUCUACAAACAGCACCGUGUGCAAGAGAACUCGAACAAUAUAAAUGCCCAGUCAGCCAUAUUCCAGUGAAUUUCAAAUCGCCUCUGCACCCUAACGAAGUGUUUAACAAAGUCUUCCCGUCAAAUACCCCAAUUAAACUAGUUAAACGCAAAUUAGCCAAACUAUUAUCCAUUUCAAAUAGCAAUCUUUUAUUAACCAAAAAUAGGAACGUAUUAAAAGAUACAAGCCUUCUUUCUGAACUAAAAACUGAUGCUUUAGGAAAUCUUUUUAUAGAUGUUUUUACUAAAGAUUCAGAAGAUUUUUCUCUAUCAUCUAUACCCAAAGAGUCAUACGUUCACGAACUUUUACAAGCAAUGAUGCCAAAAAAGAAGACUAUGCCAUUUAUUGCGAUUAAAUUUAGUGUACAUAAUCAAAACAACGCAUUCACGCGGUCGUACCACUCAAUAAUGAGAGUUCAUGAGGUGAAGAAAAAUUUAGCUGGUAUAUUUCAAACAGCUCCCGAUAAUAUUGUAAUACUAAGACAAAAUCGUCCCUUAAAAGAUCGCAUGGCACUUAUGGACCUAGAUUAUGAUAAAUAUGGCAUCGUUGAAGUGGAUUUAUUUACUAAAAACAACGAAACUCUUAAUCUAGAAAAACUUUACAAAGAAUUACCAAUGACUGACGUGUUGACUGUAACCGUUCCAUUCGGGAGCACACUUAAACAUAUAAACGUUGAAGUAUUUUCAGAACCGAUGCGUAAACCCUUUUUAGGUGGUUACCGAAAUGUACACACAGGUAUUGUUUAUCAUCACGCCUACACGCAGACUCCUCAAAAACCUGAAAAAUUGCCGCCGGAAAAGAAAAACUGUAGAGACACCCAAACGGCUGAAAUGCGAGAGAAAAUAUAUGACACCAAUUACAGCCGAGCUACUCAAAUGCAAACAGUACACGCUUAUAUACCAAACGUAACAGACAGAAUUAUUGUACCGAAACCUUAUGAGACUUACGAGGAAAUGAUCGCAAGACUUAAUCACGACCACUACGCUGCAGUUAUACAACGAGCGUUUAAACAUUAUCAGUUUAGACAAAAGGUUAAGAGAUGGCUUCGGGAAUGCAUGGAAAGGAUAGCUAGAAUGGAAGAAGAGCGGAGACGGGAACGUGAAGCAAUGGAAAGAAGACUUAAAAGAGAUUUGGUUACUAGGACGUUUCCAAAAACCAGAGAAGACUUUGACCAACUUUACGCAAUGGUCGAUCGCUGGAAACAUGCAGAAAUAGCCAGAAUAUCACAGUUGCAUUCCAAGGGUCCAAAAAUUGCAGAAUUUACACUUUUACUAGAUAAAGAGGUUGAACUUCUGCGCUGUAUUGAAGCAUAUCGAGUUAAAGUAAAAGAGGACAGUCGUAAAAUUAAAGAAAAACAAUUCUUAGAAGAAAUAUCGAAACCUGUAGCGUGGUAUGGACGUGACAGAAAGCUUAUUACUAUGGACACUGUAGAGAUACAAAAGGCAAGGAAAUUGAAGGAAUUGUAUAAUUCAUUUAUAAGAGAUGACGUUGAGGUUAAGGAACGAAUAGAACUUCUCGUAAAUAUGAAAUUCGCUCUUCAAGAAUUCCGUCAUCCUUUAGCUGAAGAGACCAUAACACUUUUAGACCGCGAAUGUGACCUGCUUGUGAGACGAUGCGACAAUCAACAAUUAGAAUUUUUAAGGCGACGAGUAGCAGCAUGUGUGUUUCAACUGAUAAAAACGUCCGAAUUAAACUCUGGCGUAACAAAAUGUAAAGAGCUCAGAGAUUAUAGAAAGACCGAAAACAGUAGAUUACAUUUCUGCGAAAUGUGUCACCAGGUUAAAAUUAAUACAGACUUUCCUUUGAACGCUAAGAUGUCGGGUUUCACAGUAUGCACAUCGUGUUCUUGGAAAGAUGUGUCAGAACGUUGUUGGAUCGACAUGACCCCGUACAAAUUUAUUCUAAGAGCCGUCCAACGUGAUGAAAGGAAAAGAAAAUGUUGGGGUUCUUUGGCUUUCGUUCUUCAGGAAAAGGAUAUAUUUUUCAUAGUAGAAAAGCUUUGGCAUUCGCAUUCAGCGAUAAGUGAGUGUACAGAUAUGAGCGAGUUGCGGCUCUGUCGUUGGCGUGUCAACGAAGAUUGGUCGCCUUGGAAUUGCUUUCUUGUUACAGUACAAGAAAUGAAAGCGCACUGUAAAUUAGAAGACCCCGAGGCAGUUUAUGACGAAGAGUUAGUCCAAAAAGUCCUAAAUAAACACAAACUAGCUAAGGCUAACUUUGAGCAACUUUUAGCUGUAAAUAAAAGAUUUACAGAGAGCGGUGAUUGGGCUGGUAUUCGCGCACCCGCUAUAGUUAGAGCUAAUGGUGUAGAUCGAAUAUGA